GUUUUUGAGAGCUUGGCUAUGGCUUCGUCGUUGCGCGCGAGGAAGGCGGCGGGCGGAUCGAGCGCCGGUGCGAUCGAAUCAAGCGAUAGGGAAACGGCUGAUUCACCGGCGCGGCGGCAGGAUCCAGCUUCAGCGCAGGUCUGUGUGUGGGGCGUCGUCGGGAUGGUGAUUCUCGGACUCGCGGUGCAUUACGUUCAGAGCAUUCGGCUCCCGAGGCCGCUGCUCGCCGAGGAAGCUGGGAAGCUCGGUUUUUCCGAAGAGCGCGCCAUGGGGCAUUUGAAAGUUCUCACGAGCUUUGGGCCCAAGCCUGUUGGCUCUGAAAAUCUCGACCACGCUUUGGAGUAUAUAGUUCGUGUCCUGGAGUCCAUCAAGAGCAAAGCGAAUUCACGGGUUUUUAUGGAGAUCGAGCGUUUUCGUGCGAAGCCUGGAAGAAAUCGUUUGCAAGGAGGGCUUUUCAAAGGAAAGACUCUUGCUUAUGCCGACUUGAGUCACGUACUCGUUCGAUUGAGCUCCAAGCACUCGGACGAUGCCGAAGACAAUGCCAUUCUUGUGUCCUCUCAUGUCGACACGGUCUUCACAUCAAGCGGAGGAGGGGAUUGCGGCUCCUGCGUAUCUUCUAUGUUGGAGCUUGUUCGAGCGCUGUCCAACAUAGCUCAAGGAUUUAAGCAUUCAGUGGUAUUCUUGUUCAAUGCCGGAGAAGAGGAGGGCCUUGAUGGUGCUCACAGCUUUAUCACUCAGCACCAUUGGAAUUCAUCGAUCAGAGCUUUUAUAGAUCUGGAAGCCAUGGGAGCAGGGGGAAAGUCUAAAUUGUUUCAGGCUGGACCGGACAAAUGGCUUGUGGACGUUUUUGCUCAGACUGCUCGGCGUCCGUCUGCCAACAUAGUUGCUCAAGAUGUUUUUCAAGCAGGACUCAUCAAAUCUGCAACAGAUUUUCAAGUCUACAGGGAAAUAGCUGGAUUAUCUGGCCUCGACUUUGCAUAUGUCGAGAAUGGGGCUGUCUAUCACACUCAGAAUGAUGCAUUUAAACUUGUUCGAGCUGGAUCAUUGCAACACCUGGGAGAUAAUAUUCUACCCUUCCUUGUGGAGGUUGCUUCGUCUCCUGAGCUUGCUCAUCUUGGAACGAGUCAAAGCUCAAAGCUAGAAAUGGUCUACUUUGACGUCUUGGGACAAUAUAUGGUCACCUUUACACGAGAUUUUGCAAAGCUUCUCUACUCGUCCGUCCUUAUCCAAUCACUGCUACUCUUUGUCGGAUCGAUGAUUCGAGCCGACCAGUUCUCUUUACCAGCGCUAUUACUCGCUGCUUUUGGGGUGAUACUGUUUUGGAUAUUUUCUCUAUCAUCUGCUGUGGCAGUGGCUGCACUACUUCCACGUCUAUGCACAUACUCCGUCCCUUAUCUAGCUCAUCCGAUAUUGGCAGUGGGCCUGUUUGGUGCUCCGGCAGUUUUCGGUGGUGUUAUUGGCCAUACACUCGGUUAUAAAUUACUGCGUUCUUACUUGGUUCGUUCUAUUCCAAACAGCGCGAGUGUGACUGCGGAAACCGAGAAGUUUAUGUUCAAGGCCGUAUUCUUGAUGUGGCUUUUAGUUUUUGGACUCGGAGUGUGGGCUAAUGCCGGGUCUUCGUAUAUUGCAAUGGCUUGGCUAGUUAUACCGUCAAUAGCCUAUGGUUUGAAAGAAUCUUCACUGUCAAAGCACCAAGCUCCAAGGCAAUUAAGCUCGUGGACGUUGCUGCUGGGCCUACCCGUGCCUAUAGUUUUGACCUCCGAUAUUUUCCUCAGCUUGCCAAACGUGCUGAUUAGCAACCUUGUUCGGUUUGACAGACAUCCAGGUGGUGGACCUCCGUGGGUAGGAAAUGCCGUGAUAGCCGUCAUGAUUUCGGCAAUACUAUGUCUCUCGUUGAGCUAUUUGAUGCCUUACAUUCAUAGAGGUGCCGGAGUAUGGAUUUCAUUGUCAACAAUAUUUAUUUUUCUUGUAUCAUUGUCGGUGGUGUCGUAUGAAUUGGUGCCCGCAUUUACAAAGGACGUCGCCAGAGGCACAUAUGUUGUUCAUGUGAUUGAAGCGAACAUGGACAAGCUAUCCUCCGAGUCGUAUAUUUCAGUGUCAUUUACGACUCCUGGUGGGCUUGGGAAAGAAGUCCAGUCUCUUGCUGAGAGCGGCUUCACGUGCGGUGGUACCGAGAGACCAGAUUUUGUGACCUUCGGCGUUAGGAAAGGCUGUGAAAAGCCGAGUGAUCUGGACGAGGAUUUAUGGCAAGGCCGUCCGAACCUGACGAUCCUCAGCGAUCAUACUGUCGGCGACCAGAGAACUACAUCUGUCCUCUUAAAGACGAUGUCUUCCAAUCGGUGGUCUCUUUCUAUCGACACUGACAGGAUUCAAGCUCUUCAUGUGGACAUAAUCACCGACGAAACGGGUACGAAAGAGAUGCUGGUGCCGAAGGACGACAUCGCUGGAAUAGACGGGGUUCAUGUGCUCCAGUUUGCGAGCGGUAAAAAUGGCCCUCACGUAUUCAAUAUUGAGUUGGUCUGGCAAAAGGGAAUCUCUGCCGAGAAGAGCAGCAAGGAGCUGCUCAAGCUCAGGACGGACCUGAAUGUUUUGACUCCUGACGCAGCAAAGACACUGAAGCUGCUGCCGGAUUUCUGUACCUUGUUUGGUAAGUCUACAAGUCCUUACACUUUGGCUUACCUCUCGAGACUUUCACUUUGAAAAACUCGGGAGUUUAAUAUCGAUAUCGUAUUUUAUUUA
Selaginella moellendorffii is the source of this 2739-nucleotide messenger RNA. Its product is annotated as endoplasmic reticulum metallopeptidase 1. Lineage: Eukaryota; Viridiplantae; Streptophyta; Lycopodiopsida; Selaginellales; Selaginellaceae. The record is from RefSeq and is a predicted model, not a curated record. Gene Ontology annotation, molecular function: metalloexopeptidase activity. The coding region runs from base 19 to 2700 and encodes 893 amino acids. The transcript has 13 exons. Gene Ontology annotation, biological process: proteolysis.